Molecule: messenger RNA, 997 nt
Organism: Amaranthus tricolor (Joseph's coat)
Lineage: Eukaryota; Viridiplantae; Streptophyta; Magnoliopsida; Caryophyllales; Amaranthaceae
Product: ATP synthase subunit c, chloroplastic
Exons: 1
Coding region: 473-718 (81 amino acids)
Biological process (GO): proton motive force-driven ATP synthesis; proton transmembrane transport
Molecular function (GO): proton transmembrane transporter activity
Source: RefSeq, a predicted model, not a curated record
UCCGAUUGAAUUAAAAAUAGAAUCGCCGGUUUACGUUAUUGAAGAAACAUAUGUAUAUUUUAUAUUAGAGAUUGGCAAGUUAUAUAUGAAUGAAUAUUUCAUUUGCCCUACUUAAAUUUCUUAAAUUUCGGAUACCAAACUGAAGUCCUUCCGUUUUGUUUAGGACUGCGAAUUGAAUGAAUAAACAGAUCAAAUAACGAAAAAGAUCGAAGAAUGAUUAAUGAUUAGAAAAAAUAAAUGGAAAACUCGGGUUGUAUUAAUUCAGAAAGACUCAACAAAUAGGAACUAAAAAAAGAUUAAGUCUUUCUAAUGAUCGAAUGAUUCAAUAAUAUUAUUAUUUAUUAUUUCAAUUUGGCGUUUUUAUUUUAGUUAUUUCGACUGGAUGAAUAUUACUAACGGAAUAAUUAAGUCCUAAUGCAUUGGUUGAUUGUAUCAUUAACCAUUUCUUUUUUUUGUGUGUGAGGAACUUAUCAUGAAUCCAUUGAUUUCUGCCGCUUCCGUUAUUGCUGCUGGAUUGGCUGUAGGGCUUGCUUCUAUUGGACCUGGAGUUGGUCAAGGUACUGCUGCGGGACAAGCUGUAGAAGGUAUUGCGAGACAGCCCGAAGCAGAGGGAAAAAUACGAGGUACUUUAUUACUUAGUUUAGCUUUUAUGGAAGCUUUAACAAUUUAUGGAUUGGUUGUAGCAUUAGCGCUUUUAUUUGCGAAUCCUUUUGUUUAAUCUCAAAAAAGAAAUAUGAUAAAUACAUAUUUCUUUUAUAGUCUUGGAUUUGCAGGUUGCUUUUUCACAUUUAUAGUAAAAUAUCGCUCCUACACAAUUACUCAUUCGUUGCGAAAAUAACCCACGGGAAGGACUUAUUUGAGGAUGAAGAAUUAGUGUUACCCACUCGCUUUCUUCCUUCCUUCCCCUUCGUAAGUUCCAAGGCGAAGUCUUGCAACAAAGGAGGUAUUUCGCAAUUCGCAUGAAACCUAGUACCUAAUUAAUAUUAAGAAUUCUAUU